Wallemia mellicola CBS 633.66 is the source of this 426-nucleotide messenger RNA. RefSeq lists its product as hypothetical. The record is from RefSeq and is a predicted model, not a curated record. The coding region runs from base 1 to 426 and encodes 141 amino acids. Gene Ontology annotation, biological process: phospholipid transport. Gene Ontology annotation, cellular component: mitochondrial intermembrane space. NCBI's taxonomy places the organism in Eukaryota, Fungi, Basidiomycota, Wallemiomycetes, Wallemiales, Wallemiaceae. The transcript is spliced from 3 exons. Gene Ontology annotation, molecular function: phosphatidic acid transfer activity.
AUGGUCAACAGUUUCUCGAUAAGUUCACUGUAUGAUGCGCCAUUCAAUAUUUGCGCCAGGGCGUUCUUCCUCAGAUACCCAAAUCCAUAUGCUGGGCAUAUCGUCAGCGUUGAUGUACUGAGUAGGGAGAUUACGCCAGACAAGAAGCUUAAAAGUGUUAGACUAAUACUCAAACGGGGUCAACUGCCGAAAUGGCUUCCGAAGAAUCUGGUCGAAAAGGCAGAAAGCUGGGUUUUGGAGGAAAGCAUUAUCGAUCCAUUGAAUAAGCGAUUAAAUAGCAAAUCCUACAAUGUAGAUCACAUAAAACUCAUGCGCUUGAUUGAAGAAGCCAGUUUCACAGCUGAGAAGACAAACACCACACGACAUGAGACAACGGCAACGGUAAUUAGUAACAUUGGUACAACCGUAUCGAAAAUUACACGAUAA